GAAACUUUAUUUAGAUUGGAAUAAGCCCACUGUAAUAUUAGAUACUAUAUAUACAUAUAUAUAUGUAUUUAUAUAUUUGGGUGCUGUACUGUCUCAGUGUGUAGAUCUUGUUUAAUAGCUAAGGAUAAUAAUAAUUUUACUAUUAAAAGAUUGGGUACAGUGUGUGUGAGAAAAAAAAAUUAGAGCAAAGAGCAGGGGGCUGGGCUGGGGCGGUUGGAGAGGGAAGGAAAAAAAAAGCUUCCUAAAAGAAUGAGAGUCUGGGCUAUCAGAAGCAUAGCCAUACUAGUACUUCUUCAACUGCUUCUGCUGCUUCCAUCAGGUUCCACAUUCAGUCACUUUCACACCAACCAACAUCAUGGGCAACUGUGGCACUAGAGAGGAAUCUGCUGUUGUCUCCAAUGCUCAAGUUCAACAGCAGCUCAACCAUAUGUUAUCUUCAUCCUCUGUGGGUGUUAGAAAUGGUGUCUCUGAGAAGAAGCAUAGUCGGUCUGUAUCAGAUCUGAGUGAUCCUUCUUCUACCCCGCGAAAGUUUGAGGAUUCUAGGAAGAAUGCUGUUCUUUAUACCCAUGUUAUUGCCUUUACUUUAUAUGAACUCGAGACUAUAACUAAGAGCUUCCGCUCUGAUUACAUUCUGGGCGAAGGUGGAUUUGGGACUGUUUAUAAAGGCUACAUUGAUGAGAAUGUCAGGGUUGGACUCAAAUCUCUCCCUGUUGCUGUCAAGGUUCUCAACAAGGAGGGCUAUCAGGGCCACCGUGAAUGGCUUACGGAAGUCAACUUUCUGGGACAGCUUAGGCAUCCUAAUCUGGUGAAGUUGAUUGGAUACUGUUGCGAGGAUGAUCAUAGAUUACUUGUUUACGAGUUUAUGUUCCGAGGAAGUCUUGAAAAUCACCUCUUUCGAAAAGCGACUGUUCCAUUGUCUUGGGCCACAAGACUGAUGAUUGCUCUGGGAGCUGCCAAAGGGCUUGCUUUCCUUCACAAUGCUGAAAGGCCUGUUAUAUAUCGGGACUUCAAAACCUCUAAUAUACUAUUGGACUCUGAUUAUACAGCCAAGCUAUCUGAUUUUGGGCUCGCAAAAGCUGGGCCACAAGGUGAUGAGACCCAUGUAUCAACUCGAGUGAUGGGUACUUAUGGUUAUGCAGCCCCUGAAUAUGUGAUGACUGGUCACUUGACCGCAAGGAGUGAUGUAUACAGCUUUGGCGUUGUUCUUCUUGAGCUAUUAACAGGAAGGAAAUCUGUGGACAAGACAAGGCCCAGCAAAGAGCAAAGCUUGGUAGAUUGGGCCCGUCCAAAAUUGAAUGAUAAGAGAAAAAUGCUGCAAAUAAUUGAUCCUAGAUUGGAGAACCAGUAUUCUGUAAGGGCAGCACAGAAAGCCUGCAGCUUAGCAUACUAUUGUUUGAGCCAGAAUCCAAAGGCAAGGCCCUUGAUGAGUGAUGUAGUUGAAACUUUGGAACCUCUACAGUGCAGUAAUGAUGGUGCUAAUGAAAUCUCAUCAACCCCAAACCUAGCAGGCGGUACCGGUGCAUUUGCAAUGGGGGGAGUCCCUGAUUAUCGAAUGCGUCGUAGAUUUACCAACAAUGUCGGUCCUGGUUCAAGUUGUAGGUCACCUAAUCCUAAUUGCUCCCCGGGGGGUCCUGCAGCUUGUAGGGUUAGAUGAGCAACGAUACCUCUAUGUAUUUGGUGUGCUUUUUCUCUCCCAACUGUCUUUGGGAAUGACAAAUCUGAUUGUUAAACCAUGAGUGCAUUUGCUUCUUGGUACUCCCUGUACAUUCUGUCUCUUGAUCCCCAGCUGUUAAUCGUUGCUGUCUGACUUUGUGCUUGUAUUACUUUGCUAGUGAAGUUUUCUUUCAGCAAUGGAAAUUGCCAAAUGAAACUAGCUUUUAUUGUCCCAAAUGAAAAUGACCAAAGCAGAAAUAGAAACACUUUUUCUUGUCCAGGAAAUGGCCUGCAUAUUAUCUGCUACUCUUUACUGACAGUAAGGUAUGCAGGCUGAAAAUAUUCUUAGAAACUGCAAUCCCAUUUAACAACAAUGAAUCCAUGGCUUGUGGGUUGCCUGAUUUUGUGCUUGUUGGUUUUAAAAGUAGGCCUCUUAUGCCAAUUUCUUAAUUUUGUUCUGGAGUUUUCAAGGAUGAUGCAAGCCUCUGCUUGCCUCGGUUUCAGUGUAUCCAUUUCGCUGGUCGCACAGUGGCUCCAGAGUCCAGCCUUUUUGGGACUUCUGAACAUCUGAAUUGGCCCAAUGCCAACUACUCUGUUCAUCCAAUCAGAGAUUUCUCCAGCUAAUACAAGAUAAUAUUUCAUUUGCUUUUUAUAUAAUUGGCCCGUCCUCGUCCUUGAUAUUGUCUCCAUCGGUGGUUUAGCUUGAUUCCAUAACAGCAAAAAAUAUCCAUUGAUUGACUCUGCACCACACAAAUUUUAUUCUCUUUUCACUUCUUUCUCUGUCUGUGUCCAUGUGCGCAUGAGCUUGUGCAUGUGUAUUCCUUUCAAAGUGUGCAAGUUGGGAUCAAUCACACCAUGAAACUAGUGGUAUUAUUACUUGUUUUUCAUUUGAUCAUUAGCACUCCUGGUAAGUUGAAUUCUGAGCAAGACCUUCAUCUCUAUUGAUCCCUCUUGUGGCUGCUUAUGUUCUCAGUAAACCAUGGUUACCUGCAGCUGAACUGUUGCCAGUACAAGCAUUAUCAACAGCAGCAGGGGAAUUCCAGCCUGUGGAGCCGAUUGGAUACCGGUCAAUUGAGGCGACGGCGCGGGGACGAAGGCUGGCACCCUUCCAGCUGUGCUUGUUGUGCAAGUGCUGUACUGCGGCUGCUUCCACUACCUGUGCCACUAUGCCUUGCUGCUUUGGCAUCGAUUGCCAGCUGCCUAAUAAGCCUUAUGGGGUUUGUGCUUUUGUACCCAAAACUUGUAACUGUACCUCGUGUGCUUCCUAAUGCUUCUUCUUCUUCUUCUUCUAUUUUUUUUUUUCCAUUUAAAGGAUGCUUCACAAUAGUAGAUUCUCUGCCUUCACUUAAACUUGAUAAUUGAUAGAGAUAUCAUUUACUGCAAAAAGUAGACAUCAAUUUGAUUGCUGUUUUUAUUGAUACC
Molecule: messenger RNA, 3075 nt
Organism: Manihot esculenta (cassava)
Lineage: Eukaryota; Viridiplantae; Streptophyta; Magnoliopsida; Malpighiales; Euphorbiaceae
Product: probable serine/threonine-protein kinase PBL8
Exons: 6
Coding region: 356-1654 (432 amino acids)
Biological process (GO): protein phosphorylation
Molecular function (GO): protein kinase activity; ATP binding
Source: RefSeq, a predicted model, not a curated record